Molecule: messenger RNA, 2183 nt
Organism: Mugil cephalus (flathead mullet)
Lineage: Eukaryota; Metazoa; Chordata; Actinopteri; Mugiliformes; Mugilidae
Gene: stx10
Product: syntaxin-10
Exons: 9
Coding region: 35-778 (247 amino acids)
Biological process (GO): Golgi vesicle transport
Cellular component (GO): membrane
Source: RefSeq, a predicted model, not a curated record
CGCAUGCGCUCUCCGCGAAGAGGAAGAAGGCAUCAUGUCGAUAGAAGACCCGUUUUUCGUUGUGAAGGGGGAGGUGCAGAAGGCCCUUUCUCGUGCUCGGGGCCUGUUUGACAGGUGGGAGGAACUGCUGCAGGAUGGGACACAGGUGAGUCGGGAUGAGCUGGACUGGAGCACCAACGAGCUGAGGAACUGUCUGAGGGCCAUCGACUGGGACCUGGAGGACCUCAGCGAAACCAUCAGUAUCGUGGAGUCAAACCCGGGGAAGUUCAAACUGGGCGACAAUGAGCUUCAAGAGAGGAGAGACUUCGUGGAGAGAACCAGGAAAUCUGUCCAGGAUAUGAAGGAUCAUCUGUCCAGCCCGACGGCCGUGGCUCAGGCUGAGAAGAAGAACAGGCAGGCUCUGCUGGCUUCGUCGGGUCAGGACAGGUCGACGGGUCUGGAGGCUCAUCUGGUGUCUGCAAACUCCAGGUACAUCCAGGAGCAGCAGGAGCAACAGCAGCUGAUCAUGCAGGAGCAGGACGAGCAGCUGGAGCUGGUGGGGGGCAGCAUCCGAGUCCUCAAGGACAUGUCUGGACGGAUCGGAGACGAGCUGGACGAGCAGGCCGUGAUGUUGGGAGAGUUCGGGGACGAGAUGGAUCAGACGUCGUCCCGCAUGGACUCGGUCCUGAAGAAGCUGGAGAAAGUGUCUCACAUGACGAGCAGUCGGAGGCAGUGGUGCGCCAUCGGCGUGCUGGUCGCCAUCAUGGUCGUGGUCCUCAUCCUCUUCUUCGCCCUCUGAUGUCGGAGGACGACGACGACCUCUGACCUCUCGCCCCGGUUUCACCGACUCCUCCGCACCAGGAAGCAGGAUGGGAAGACGGGACGUGGCCGCCUCCUCUUCCCCCUCCUCCCUCUCCUCCUCCUCCUCCUCCUCCUCCACGUCCCCUCGUCACGCUGAGGAGAAACCUGCGACCGCGCAGAGAACCCGUCUCCUCUUUGCUUUUAACGGAUGGACUGUGGUGGUUUAGCAUGAGGAGGAGGAGGAGGAGGAGGAGGAGGAGGAGGAGGAGGAGGGGGCUCGGUGGUGUUACGUAUUUCAUAUUGGUGCAAAUUGUAGAAAAUAACGGUACUGUCGCCACUGCUGCUGCUGCUGCUGCUGGGCUACAAAACACAACUAUUUUCAUACAUUUUACCAAGAACAUUUGAAACUAACGAGUUUCCGGUGAAUCUGCGACAUCACUAACGAGCCCCGUUAAUCUGAACCCAACUCAAAACCUGAUUCUGAGCAGAUUUACUGACAGAAGAAGAGUUUUUAGAUGAAUAAAUGUAGUUAUUUGUGUUUUAAGCCAACAGCAGCAGCAGCAGCAGCAGCAGCAGCAGCACGGGAGGGAGGGAGGGAGGGAGGGGUUUCUCAGUGUUGCCUUAAAAUAUAUUUUUUUACACCGUUUUGGAAAUGUGCAGUACGUUCAUGUGCCUACGUGUGAAUCAGGGUCAGAAGGUCCCGCCAACGGCGCGCGGGGUUCCCCUCCCGUCCCCAAUAAAAAAAAAACGGAUGCCACACGAACACGUUUCAGGUGCAGAGAGAUUGUUUGCGGCGGGAACAAAAGGGAAAGCGCUCGUCCUCCGCCAGGUGCCGGCUUCGCUCGUCUGUCUGAAGCGCGCAGAGAUUCCCGCCUGAUCCUGUGUGAGAAAACGGAUCGUUUCACGGCCGAGGUGAGGCGAGGUCUGCAGGCGAGAGGCCCGCCCUCGUGCCCCCGCGGACGUCCGAGCUCCAGGAUUGGCCGAGGCUCCGUUGCGCUCGGAGACAACCUCGGCUGGUUUAUUGAAAAGCUUUUCAGAGAAGGAGGGGAAGGGACGGUUGCUGGGCAGGAUGCGUUCGCGCCGAGCCCAGGUUUAAGCUCACGGCGCCCUCAGCUGGACGGUCACGGUAGUUCUUUGUCUCACGCACUAAGAUGUGUUGCAGCUGUAAAUACAAACAAAUGCUUUAAUUUUUUUUUUCUUUUCUCUUUCCAUGUGUGUGAACGGACACUGUUCUUGUACCAAAGCUUUGAGCUCACUCUUCUUUGUUUUUGAUCUUGUGUGAUAUCUCGAUAUCUUAAUUCAAGCCGCAAAUUACAGUUAAUUCCAAACGUUUUGGAGAAUUUCUCGUUUUACCGAAGGGGUCAGAGGUUUUUUUUUUUUUCUCUUGGUACAGGUUUGGUUUA